AUGUCUUUAGUUGGUACAGAUUUUAAAUUAUCAAACGGAAAUACCAUCCCUGCAAUUGGGUACGGUGUUGGUACCAAAUGGUUCAAAUUCGGUCGUGAUGAAGUUGAUACCAAUGUUAUCAAUGCUUUAGAAACGGCUAUCAAAUUAGGAUUUGCACACAUUGAUGGUGCUGAAAUUUACAACACCAAUGAAGAAAUUGGUGCUGCUUUGGUUAAUUCGGGGGUCAAGAGAGAAAACAUCUUCAUUACUGACAAGUACUUUGCUGGUGAUGCUAGUUUUUCUAAUAGAUCACCACAUUCUAAUCCAUAUGAAGCAUUAAAGGCUGACUUAAAGCAAUUGAAGUUAGACUAUGUUGAUUUGUACUUGCUUCACAGUUCCUAUAUCAAAAAGGAAACCCAUGGAUUCAGCUUAACUGAAGCUUGGGGAUAUUUGGAAAAGUUGAAGGAUGAAGGUUUAGCUAAAAAUAUCGGUGUUUCCAAUUUCACUGUUGAAGAUUUAAAGACUGUUUUGGAUUCCAAGCCAAAGUACAAACCUGAAGUUAAUCAAAUUGAAUUUAGUGCUUAUUUGCAAGACCAAACUCCAGGAAUUGUUCAAUACUCUCAAGAAAAUGGUAUUUUGGUUGAAGCCUAUGGUCCUUUAGGUCCAAUCACCAAGGGUCAAGGGGGUCCAUUGGAUCCGGUUUUAGCAAAAUUAUCCAAGAAAUACGGAAAGACUGAAGGUCAAAUUUUAUUAAGAUGGGUUAUUCAAAAAGGUGUUUUACCAUUAACUACAUCCAGUAAGGAAGACCGUAUUAAGUCAUUUGUUGAUAUUUUCAGCUUUGAAUUAACUCCUGAAGAAGUUGACGAGAUUACAACUGUCGGAAAGCAAAAAACUGUUAGACAGUUUGCUAAAGAAUUCUCUAAAUAUGAUUAG
Messenger RNA from Spathaspora passalidarum NRRL Y-27907, 912 nucleotides. Its product is annotated as aldo/keto reductase. NCBI's taxonomy places the organism in Eukaryota, Fungi, Ascomycota, Pichiomycetes, Serinales, Debaryomycetaceae. Gene Ontology annotation, molecular function: oxidoreductase activity, acting on NAD(P)H as acceptor. The transcript has a single exon. The coding region runs from base 1 to 912 and encodes 303 amino acids. The record is from RefSeq and is a predicted model, not a curated record.